This is a messenger RNA of Mercenaria mercenaria, 4211 nucleotides long. Its product is annotated as epidermal growth factor-like protein 7. The coding region runs from base 343 to 1542 and encodes 399 amino acids. The record is from RefSeq and is a predicted model, not a curated record. The transcript is spliced from 9 exons. Gene Ontology annotation, molecular function: protein binding; calcium ion binding. NCBI's taxonomy places the organism in Eukaryota, Metazoa, Mollusca, Bivalvia, Venerida, Veneridae.
CCUUUUUAGUAUCAUUUCACAUUUCACUAUAACAUAACACUGUUAUUAACUCUUGAUGGUAUCCUAGUAUGCCCACGAAUUUACAACAGUAGCCGCACAUAAGGACUGAAGUGCUAUCUUACAGUAAGCAUAUUCGCAUCAUAGCAGGAUCUUUGCAUGUAGAAAGAUACAUUACAGUGAAGGAAUAACACGCGACGCUGGAGACGAAAAGGCAUCACAGACAGAAAACAGAACGUGUGACUUGCAAUAAACAAUUACAGAUUAAUUAGAAUGAACUUUGUGAAAAAGAUUAUUUAAACAAUUUUGACGGAGUGGUUCAUGUAAAAAGUCAGUCUUUCAAUAAUGGUGUUUAAAAUGUAUUUUAUAUUAGAAGUAAUUGCACUGACACUGGUCAUUGCAGCCGGGAGUGAUAUACACCUAAAAAAUAAUGCAACCGGCAGUGGCAGAGUUUUGAAAGUUAUUACCAUCGGAAGUGACCAGCGUCACAGUAGUGAAACUACCGGAAGUGACCAGCGUCACAGUAGAGAAACUACCGGAAGUGACCAGUUUAUACACUCGGUACUGGGAACAAAGAUUACUGUUAAACCAGGACGACAUGUGUGCACGGCAGAAAAGGUCAUAUCGAGGCCCGUCAAGGUCACACAGACGUAUAAGAAGCCUGUUUACACAAACCACCCGAGAGACUGUCCAAACUUCAAUAACUGUCCACAAUUUGAUGUAAAAUACGAGACAAAAAACCGUACAGUCUUCAUCUUGCAGAAAUCCUCCUCAUUCCGUCGUAGUUGUUGUCCUGGGUGGACUAAAGGUCAAAAGAGAGGAAAGGGCUGCAUGGCACCAAUUUGUACCAGUGGUUGCGGAGACUUUGGUGUGUGUGUGAAACCUGAAAUUUGUCAAUGUCCUAAAGGUUAUGAAGGCGAGAUGUGCGACACUGAUAUUGAUGAAUGCCAAAACACUGACCAUGGCUGUCAACAGAUAUGUAAAAAUACUGCCGGAAGUUACAUGUGCGCAUGUCAAACCGGAUUUACACUUGCAGAGGACGGAAAAACCUGUAAUUAUUGUUACAAGUGCCAGAAGGAGUACACAGAUUUGGUUUUGUCCGUAGAGGAGAUGAAGAAGGAAUUGUCAGACAGUAUUUUACAACAGAGGGAGCUACUGGAUUUAUCCAAAACGGAAGAAAAGAUGGUAUUUGCUAAAUUAAAAGCUUUGGAACAAGAUAUUCGUAAUUUAACAGAAGAAAAUCAACGAUUAGAAUCAAAUUUGUUGGAACUUCACUUCAAAUACGAAAAUGCCAUUCAUGAAAUGGAACGGAUUGAAAAUAUCACGAAGACGACACAAGCUUCGCCUAUACUUCUAACAACUGUGAAACCAGUGACAACAACGGAGAGUACUACAACAGCAACCACUACAACUGAGUCCGCAUUUCAAGACCAGGGAGGUCUGGAAUUUAGCCAAGAAGACAUGCUAUUUUCCUUGAGUAACCAAAUAGGAAUGAUGGAAGAAAAACUAGAACUAUGUAAUUGUCAUGCGCGAAGAAGACCGUAACUUGGCGAGUAGUAUACAGCUUCGUUGUUCAGAAGGAGCACUUGUACAGUGAACAGCCACUGACAAUUACAUGAUAUCGGACCAAUCUAAAAUAAUGCCUUUUUAUGACACUUCAAUUACCCUUGGGACACGCCUCUAGAUUUAUGUCAUUUCUUUUCGAUAUAAGACACUACUUGCUUAGCCCGUAGAAUAUGAGGAAGUGCUAGUUACUGCGUUAAAGAUGCAGUCAAAUUUAUAUUUAGUGGUGCCCUAUAUCCUGUAGACUACAAUAUGUUUUUCAUACGAAAAAGGCCUUGUAUUAUAUUUUAAACAUGUUGGUAUCGUGAUGUUCAUUUGGAGGCAUGACCCUUUUAACAUUUAGUAAUUGUUAUAGAUACUGUGAUCAUAUAAUGGCGCCAUAAAACAGAUGUGUUAUAUAUUUUACUUUUAUAUUAAAUAAUUAACUUUUUAUUGUCUCAAUAUUUACCAGAACAAAAUAUUUCAAUAUUAGUUAGCCGUUAUAAUUGAUUUGUCGGUGCUCCGUAUGAUUUGAAUACAUUUGUAGUUUGUGAUAUUUUCAGUGCGAUGAUAGAUGUAGAAGAAUUUCAAUUUUAACUUCGUACAAGGCUGUAUUGUCUAUAUUUUGUUAUUUUAGAUUCUGAUACUUUUAACCAGUGUUUCAGUAUUUCGUUUUAUACUCUGAUGUCAUUCAACCAGUGUUCUUAAAUCAAAUUUCCGUUGUGCUAUUUCGUCAAAGUUUUGUAGUUUGUACUCUGAUGUCGUUUUUGUAUUUUAAUUUGAACGUCCCUGAAUGAAUAAUAUAUUUUGAUAGGAGCUUGUCUACAUUUAAAACGUUGGCCUAUAGCUUCCUAUAAGCAAGGUGUAUGUAAGGAAAAUUGAUCUUUAACGAGCCCCCUUUUCGUUACCAGCCUACAAAAACCUAAUACUGCCCAAAUACUGAUCAUUUGUUUCUUUUACUAUGCAAUUUACAUAUUUAAUAAUGAUUUUAAAACCCAUAAAGCUCAUAUUGAAACGUACGCGACUUAUAUUUUAAGAAGUUUCAUUAUUUAUAUGUACCUCUGCUUGUUCACCUCUGUUGUAUGAGAAUGAAAUUAUCAUCAUUUUUAUAAUUCAUUUCGCUCAUAUCACACUCAUUACCUAGAUUGAUUUCUGUUUCAUCAACAUUAGCCUUAUCAAUAUGACAAUGGACAUUGCACGUCCAUCUACCCUAUCACUAUUGCUUAUUAUUGUACAACACCAAUGCAAACAGAUAUUUACGCUUAAAACUACAAUCCCUCUGAUCCAAAAGAUGUAUGUGUUUCGUUUUGGAAUAUUAUAUACAGAAAAAAAUGCACAAAUGUAAAUAUUUUCAAGGCAAUUAUAAACAUACAACCGCAAACAACUCACAAUAUGUACGGACAAUAACACGAUGAAAAUAGGAAGAACACCAUUGUAGGUUUAGUUAACGGUAUAUAAUGGCAAAAGUGUGAUUUGUACCAGUUUAUGACAUGACAAACUCAUAUUUUAAACAAUCUAAUGCAUACUUUAUACCGUAGAAGCGUAAUGUUUAUAUAAAUAUUUUGUUAUAGACUAACCAGAUUUUACUUUUCUUCCGAAAGCAAAUGAUCAUGUUAUCACAAAGGGCGAGCAGCGUUUCAGCUGUAUACCAGAGUAUAAGAUUUGUUUUGACAGAUUUUUGUAUGUGCUUGAAUGAUUUUCUUGAAUUAUGUAAGUAUGUUUUCCGAAAAUAAAAUAUUGUCUGAAUUAUGCAAGAACCAAAUAAUAGUUAUGUAUUAUUCUAUAUAUGUCUUCAGUCCUGAAGGUGAGUCUUUUUAAAGUUAAAGAUAAAUUACAUUUUCAGAGAAAAUAUUUCUUUUAAGAUCCAAAACAUUUACCGCGAACGUGUUUCUUAUUCUGACAAAGAUAUCUCACAGAAAGUAUUCCGUGACAGUUAGAGUCGCAGUUGCAAGUUUAAAAGUUGGUUUCCAAACAUGCAUUUUAAGAGAUGUAAGAAUUUCGUUUUAUUAUUCAAGACCGUUACUUGACAGUCUGAACAGGUGGCAUCCCGUUUGUAUCCGGCUCAGCCAAUACAGCGUCAUUAUAUUGGCUCCCCUGUAAUAAAUCAGUGACAAAGUAUUUUAUCAAGAACAUAUUAUUUGGUCACAUAAUUAAUUUCAUUGAGCAGGACUUCGAGUAAUCGUAACUGUGUGCAACUUGCAAGAUAUGCCUUACGUCAUCCUUCAUUUUUAUUUAAAAUUUCGAAAAUAACAUUUGGUUUCUUGACAUGAAUUGAAGUAUGAUCCAUAAGAGUAUGUCUCAUCGUGACUGUUGAUAUAAAAGCUGUGAUAAUAUCUCUUCUGAGCUUUAUAUGCAUGUUUAGUUUUGUCAAAAACAAAAGUAUGGUACAAUAUUAAUUGUCGAUUGUGUGCUUCAUUCAUACUCGUAUAUCAUGAACAUGUUUAAGAAAAAAUAUAUGUUUCAUGUAAAUAGUUCUUAUCCUUUUAAGUUUUUUUUCACAUGCUGUUUGUCUUUCAUUAUGUAGUCCAAUAUUCCUUUAUCUUAUUAAAGUUAACAUCAAUUUAAACAGUCUCGACGACUACUUAGUAGUUAUUUACGAGUAAUGUAAUAUUAUUUUCUGCUUUGACUUAUAAACAUGUAUAUGUUUAACUAAUAAAACAUUUGAAUCUGCA